UUUCAGUUUGCCAUGGCAGGUUUUCCUGCACUGCACUAAUUUUUUUUGUAUUAAUUCGUCUGGCCCGCUGAUCUAAGUCUGAAAACGUAUUAAUUGCGCGGUUGUAAAUUGUGGCUCAUAAAAUUCUAUAAUAUAUGCGCUUAUAGCAUUCCCCACCAAAAUAGAGUGAGUGAUUGUUUAGUUUGAAAACUACACUUUUGCGGAUCACCUACUGACUGACUCAUUCUUCAUUGCUUUUUGUCUGCCUUCACGCUUCGCCUACUAAACGUAGCGGUCGUUGUCCGCGAAAAAACUCGAAAAAUGUCUGAAGUGAAUUUUGACUGUAUACGCUCAAUUGAGCCAAAUUCAAUAGACAUCACACCCGCCGCCAUCACAGCAUCUACCUCCACUGCGACAGCAACCACACUUAACCCAUCCAUAACUCAUUCAUCUAGUGGUGCUGGGUCAUCUUCCCAAUUACAAUUAACUCAAUCAUCCAAAAAUUCCAAAGAUGCUUAUCUCGAAGCGGCGCGCAUUUUACUCGUACUCUUGGAGAAUGUACUUAGGGAGCCAACGAAUGCCAAAUACCGCACCAUACGUCUCGAGAAUAAAACAAUCAAAGAGAAAUUACUCUCAGUGGCAGGCAUUGCGCAGUUGUUAAAUGCUAUUGGUUUUAAAUGCAGCGCCACAGAGUAUACGCUGCCUAAGGAGGUGCCCCUGCAACGAAUUCAGCAAUAUUGGAACGUCUUGCAGGAGCGGCGUGAAUCUUGGCUUAAAGGCACACUUCAAACAGCUGAAGCAGUGCAGAAAGCACCAGAAGUAAAUGACAAUGAAAUGGCUGCGUUGUCAAAUAAAAACACUGAUCAACCGCGGAAAGCAGAGCCAUUGCGAGCCCUUAUCACACGGUCAAUUCCUUAUCAGCAACGCAUACAAUUUCCACCCGUUCUGCACACCAAUAAUACUUUUCUGCAAUCUUUGGAGUUACAAUCGGAUGCUGUUAUGCAGUAUGAAGAUGAACAAUUGCUGGCAGCUGGACGUGCUCUAAUCCCCAUAGAUGACCUAACGCAAAAGGCAAGCGAAAAGCUAAUCGCAUUUCAAGAACGGAUUGCCGAGGGAGCAUGUAAUGAGAAGGAGCCUUGCAUAAGGGAUCUUAUUGUGAUAGAAUUGUGCAACUGGUUCAAAACAGAAUUCUUUGAAUGGGUUAACAAUAUCCCUUGCCGCGUCUGCGGCAGCGAGGAAAGCAAGCUGGUACGCACUCAAACCGAAGGCGAUCUGCGUGUGGAGGUUAGCUUUUGCUGUGGGCAAGAUACAAAAUUUUACCGCUAUAAUGAUGUAGCACAGCUACUAGUAACGCGUAAAGGUCGUUGUGGCGAGUUUGCCAACUGCUUCACGUUUUUCUGUCGCUGUUUGGAUUACGAUGCACGUCUCGUUUCGCCACGUUUCGAUCACGUGUGGACUGAGGUUUAUUCGGAGAGUCAAAUGCGUUGGUUACAUGUAGAUCCAUCCGACAAUGUAGUAGACUCUCCGCUAAUGUAUCAGCAUGGCUGGAAACGAUCUAUCGACUACAUUUUCGCCUACUCUUGUGAUGAGAUACAGGAUGUAACGUGGCGUUACGCAAAUAAUCAUAAGCAAACGUUGCAAGCGCGUCGUCUGUGCAACGAAAACGAUUUGGUAGCAGCAAUUUUAGCAAUACGCAAGAAACGGCAAUCGGGCUUUAGUGAGCAACGCGUAAAAGCGCUGAGUCAACGUGCAAUAUUAGAACUAUUAGAGCUCACAGUUGAGCGACAGCCAACUGAGGGGGAAUUGAAGGGUCGUAGCUCAGGCAGUUUGGCUUGGCGCCAAUCACGAGGUGAACACACAUUCAAUAAUAUUUUUGUUUUCACUCCCACCGCAGAAGAGAUUGGCGCCAAACAGUUUAAUAUGCGCUACAGCUGUGCUAAAGACAUCUACGAGCGAUAUCUUAAAGUUGGCAGUGCGGAUACUAAAAUUAUACAGGAAUACAAAACUUGGCAAAGCGCCCAAUUUUCAUCCAGAAACAUUUUUCGAAAAGUCGAGCGUGAUUGGAAAAUGGCCUACUUAGUACGAGAAGAGGAUGCAGAGCAAGGUGAAAUUGUUUGGAAAUUCGACUUCAGCAAGGCUGGAUUGAAAAUUAAGUCAUACAACUUGCGCUUCGAGCGCAAAACAUUUGGCGAAGGUCAAAUCGAAGUAACUGUGAUUGCAGACAAUGGUGACGCAAACAUUGUGGGUGCCUCAGCAUUUCAGAUUAAGGCUGUUUUGUCCGGUGGCAAAGGCGAUGUUGCUUGGCAACAUGCACAGUUGUUUAGACAAAGUUUAAAUCAAGCCGAGAGUCUGUUUGAUUUGCAAAUUGAAUUUAUAUAAAUAUAAAUUCUUACCAACUUA
Messenger RNA from Anastrepha ludens (Mexican fruit fly), 2379 nucleotides. RefSeq names its product peptide-N(4)-(N-acetyl-beta-glucosaminyl)asparagine amidase (gene Pngl). Gene Ontology annotation, cellular component: nucleus; cytoplasm; cytosol. The transcript has 8 exons. Gene Ontology annotation, biological process: protein quality control for misfolded or incompletely synthesized proteins; glycoprotein catabolic process; protein deglycosylation. Gene Ontology annotation, molecular function: peptide-N4-(N-acetyl-beta-glucosaminyl)asparagine amidase activity. The record is from RefSeq and is a predicted model, not a curated record. NCBI's taxonomy places the organism in Eukaryota, Metazoa, Arthropoda, Insecta, Diptera, Tephritidae. Bases 301 to 2358 code for a protein of 685 amino acids.